Messenger RNA from Aspergillus chevalieri, 432 nucleotides. RefSeq lists its product as uncharacterized. NCBI's taxonomy places the organism in Eukaryota, Fungi, Ascomycota, Eurotiomycetes, Eurotiales, Aspergillaceae. The record is from RefSeq and is a predicted model, not a curated record. The transcript has a single exon. Bases 1 to 432 code for a protein of 143 amino acids.
AUGAAGGACGGUGUUCGUUUUGGAAACAUACACUGUCACACACAGCGCUGCCAGCAAAGAUAUAUAAAUCUGCUUGCCUCUCAGUCGACUGCUUACCAAAUCGGUGCUUAUCCAACAACCGCGAACACAUUGCUGGGCCUCAUUGUAUUCUCCGGUAAAUUCUCCCCGCUAUCCGCCCUCACUGACCUCCGCCACUGCUACCUAAGUGCGUGCGGGUAUUACUCCAAGGGCAUCUACGAUGCACAUAAGCAGACCCAAGCACCUAUCCUCCGAACAGGCCCCAACGCCCUUUCCUUCGGCGACGUCCGGGCCAUCCACGAUAUCUACGGCCACGGUACCAGAUGCACAAAAGAUGUGAACUACAGCAUCCUAGGUGGCUCGCACAUGCAGCUUUUCGACGUGGUGGAUAAGGCACACAACUCCCCGAAGUAG